UAUAUAUAUAAUAUAUAAGUGACCUUCCCUGGUGUAUAUAUAAUCGAUCUGAAUAUUAUUUUAUUUUGGUUAAUUUCGUCCUCGCGAGAUAAAAAAAAUAGUGCAGCAGCGUGUAUCCACGUUUGUUACUGAAAGAAGUGAAAAAAAAAAAGAACCGCCAGGAUGUGGGUCGAGGAGUGCGACGGCUUCGCGGAGCUCUGGCGUAGUCUGCCCUACUAUCUGCUGAUCGUCCUACCGCUCUUCAUCAUCAUCGCCCCGGCCAACCCUGUCGCUGCGUCCCAUGAGUUUCAGGCCUACCGUAUGAACCAGUACGACUUGCACGGCGUGCCCCAUGGUUGUCGCAGUGCUCCAAUUUCGCUAGAAGCGAGGUCACUAACAGGCUGGGGUACCUCUAGGCACUGUAUUGUAGCCAGAGCCCUAGAUCUUACUGCAGAUACUUUUCAUUCCAUCAGACAAAAGGCUGGUGCAUUGAUCGUUGUUCUUCCGGAAAAUUCAAACAACUUGAGCGAUGAAGCAAAAAAGCAUAUCAUGUUCCUGGAAGAAUCUAUGCUUUAUGGGCCUGAAACACCCAUCCCUGUGUAUUUUGUCAAGUGGAAUCCAGAGAUCCAAGUUAUUCUCGAGGAUGUCGAGCAUGGAUUCAUCACAGAUGAUAAAGCUGGAUCUGCAGCAGAGGCUUUGUUCACCUCUAUAUCAGCCAGUGGCUACCAAGUGGUCGUUUCAACUAGUCAAGCAGUUCCAAAGACUGACGUGAAAGUUGCCACUUUGCAUGGAAAACUAACUGGUACUGGAGUCGAAGACAAACUGCCAACCAUCGCUAUUGUUGCUCAUUACGAUAGUAACGGUGUAGCACCGGAAUUAUCUUUUGGUGCUGAAAGCAACGCGUCUGGGUUAUCAAUGCUGCUUGAACUUGCAAGACUCUUUUCGGCGUUGUAUUCCUCGGGAAGGUCGCGGCCGCGCUACAACUUAGUUUUUAUCGCUACCGGAGCUGGUAAGCUCAAUUUUUUGGGAAGCAAGAAAUUUUUGGAGGACCAGUUUGACGGAGUUGAAGGGUCUGAUAUACAGGGUACCUCGUACAUUAUAUGCCUUGACUCCGUUGCUUCGAGCGAUAAUCUCUACGUGCACGUUUCCAAACCACCGAAAGAGGGCUCUGUUGGCAGUCUCAUUUACAAAGAACUAAGUACCGUCUCGGACAGCCUUGGGUAUGGCACCGUCGAGGGCAAGCACAAAAAGAUUAAUCUUGCCGAGGAAAACCUUGCUUGGGAGCACGAGCGUUAUAGUAUCAGGCGACUGCCAGCCGCCACUCUGUCUACCCUCAAGAGCUUCGACGAGCCGUUUAGAACUACAAUUUUGGAUGAAAUGCAUGAUGAACAGAUCAAUAGACUGCAUAGACAUACAACCGUUGUUGCAGAGGCCCUUGCCAGGCACAUGUACAAUGUUAGCUACAGCCAGAUUUUCUCUGAACCUCUGAGUGUUUCUAAAGAUUCGUUAAAGAUGUGGAUGGAUUAUUUGGCGUCACAACCAAGAGCCGCUGCGUUGCUGGCCGAUAAGCAAAAUCCAUUAGUCAAUACUAUCAAAGAAGCAAUGCAGAAGUAUCUUGGCGACGUGAAAGUAACGUAUCACAGCCCUGACAAGAGAGAUCCAGAAUUUGUUUUUUAUGAUGUUUCUAAAGCAACGUUAAACGUAUACAGCGUAAAGCCAGCAGUAUUUGAUCUCUUCUUAACCAUAGCAAUUGCUGCUUACUUAGGAACCGUGUACUUAAUAGUUCACAACUUCUCCCACGUUUACGAUUUUGCGCAAAGGAUAUCGUGCAAAAAAAUUGCAUAAUUCUUUACCAAACGAAGCAAUUUGUUGCUGUGGACGAAAGAAUACGUGAAAAAUCUACCUUUGAAUAGCUCAAAUUCUUCAAGUUUAGUUUACUUUCAUUUAGCGUCUACCUACCAGCUGCUCCAAACGUAUAUAAUUGUGUUAAAACUUGUGUUCAUAAGUGUGUGUAGACUUUUAUUUCAAUUUCGGGAUGAGACGGUUGACUCUGUGAUUCAGAUCUCAUCGAUCUUAAAUGUUUUUUUUUUUUUUUUGUUUUUUGCUAUUGUAGUAAAAUAUACUUUAUGAAAUCGUCAAAGAAACGCAUAUAAUGUGUAUAAAUGAUAUUGUACAUGAAGAUGACCCUUGUCCAAAAGCAGUUUAUUAUCAAUCAUGUAAGAUCGUUAAAACAUGUUUUUUAUCAGAACAAAAUAAGAAUAGUUGUAAGUUAUUUUAAAAU
Copidosoma floridanum is the source of this 2260-nucleotide messenger RNA. RefSeq names its product BOS complex subunit ncln. NCBI's taxonomy places the organism in Eukaryota, Metazoa, Arthropoda, Insecta, Hymenoptera, Encyrtidae. Gene Ontology annotation, biological process: regulation of signal transduction. Gene Ontology annotation, cellular component: membrane. The record is from RefSeq and is a predicted model, not a curated record.